This is a messenger RNA of Tetrahymena thermophila SB210, 543 nucleotides long. Its product is annotated as transmembrane protein, putative. The record is from RefSeq and is a predicted model, not a curated record. NCBI's taxonomy places the organism in Eukaryota, Ciliophora, Oligohymenophorea, Hymenostomatida, Tetrahymenidae. The transcript is spliced from 2 exons.
AUGUUAGAUAGGCUAGAAAUUCAAAAUGCCAUUUCCAUUAUUCUUAGCAAUCACACCAAGAGCAUGUAGAUUUUCUGUGAUGGAAUCAAUAUUCCUUUUCACUUAUCUCAUAGAAUUAGCAGAUAGAUACUAUCCUCCAUCAAGUUAAGCUACUUUAUUAUCCAAAAAUACAAAAAAUCACUUAAAACAAAAUCACUUAACCUCCGUCAAGUCAUUUUCAGUCAGGUAACUUUAAAUCUAGUGUUAAGUAGCUUAAAACGGGAGAGAUUGAGAAAAUCUAUCAAAAUGGAAGCUUUAUUAAUGUUUUUCAAGUUAGUUGUAAAUAAUGUGGUUAUAGUGAUGAUGUUUGUUUCGAAAAACAUAAUUAACUUAUUAAUGAAGGUAGAAUUGAAUUUUUUGAUAAGUAAAAAUAUGACAGCUAAUCAUAAUUUUUAUAAAGAAAAAAAUAAAAAAGACAGCAAUAAAGAAUUUAUCAAUAACUUUAAAGAUAAAAAAAAUAUGUUAAUAAACCCAAAAUAAGCAGAUAAUAUAAUAUUUAUAUGA